This is a messenger RNA of Sesamum indicum (sesame), 2532 nucleotides long. Its product is annotated as DEAD-box ATP-dependent RNA helicase 52B. The record is from RefSeq and is a predicted model, not a curated record. Gene Ontology annotation, molecular function: ATP binding; RNA helicase activity; nucleic acid binding. Lineage: Eukaryota; Viridiplantae; Streptophyta; Magnoliopsida; Lamiales; Pedaliaceae.
GCAGGAAGAGCAGCGAUGAGCAGACCUUUGGCCUUCCAUCUUCUUCUCAUCAUAACCACGAAAGAUAAAAAGUAAAAACUUCUUUUCACAAUUACUCUCCUUCCCUUUUCCUCAUAUACCCAUCUCCUCUUUCUUCUUUACUAUCAAUCAAAUUCCCUCCCAAAUUCCAAUUCUCUCUCUCUCUCUCUCUGUUAAUUAAUGGCACCAAAACAAACUCAAACUAGAAAAUAUUACCAAUCUUGCAAAUCCAUAUGCUCACAUGCACAUCUGUAAGAAUUUCACACCCCUCUUGUUCUGCUUUCCUGCUACUCGCUAAACCACUUUAAACAAGACCUGUUUCCUUUCCUCUCUCUCUCUCUCUCUCUCCACCAUGUCGUGUCCCUGGUUCACUGAUUCCAGAAGCCGCACGACCCUUCAAACUCUUCCCAACAGAUCCUCCUUUGUUCCUCGCAUCUCGAAGGAAACCGACGGGCUGCUGGGUGUCAUCCCACAUGGAGAAGAAAGGGAGUAUCAAGAAUCUCAUAAGACGAACAAUGUCGCGGCCGCCUACGAAGACGUCCCCGUGCAGGCGACUGGGUUCGACAUUCCCUCUCAUGUGACGUCAUUUGAGGAGAUGGGUUUCUCUACAAACGCCUUGACUGAUAACAUAAGGAGGUGCAAGUACGUGAAGCCCACCCCUAUACAGAGCUACGCCAUUCCCGUGGCCAUGGCGGGGAGGGACUUGAUGGCAUGCGCGCAAACGGGGUCCGGGAAAACGGCGGCCUUCUGCUUUCCCAUCAUCAAUGGCGUGAUGGAUAUGCAGAGAAGGAAAAGGAUUGUCAACCAUAGUGCUGCAAGCGGCAUUGCCUGCCCUGUGGCUCUGAUACUGGCUCCAACCAGAGAGCUGUCUUGUCAGAUUCACGAGGUGGCAAAGAAAUUUUCUUACCAAACAGGAGUCAAAGUCGUGGUUGCUUAUGGUGGGGCCUCUACUGUCCUUCAGUUGAGAAAUCUGGAAAAGGGUGUGGACAUAUUGGUUGCUACUCCAGGCCGGUUGGUGGACUUCAUAGAGAGAGGCAAAAUUUCCCUUAGGAACGUAAAGUAUUUGGCACUGGAUGAGGCGGACAGGAUGUUGGACAUGGGCUUUGAACGCCAAGUCCGAAAGAUUGUUCAGCAAAUGGAGAUGCCUCAACCGGGUGCUAGGCAGACAAUGCUCUUCAGUGCAACAUUUCCAGCUGAAAUACAGAAGCUGGCAUCAGACUUUCUAUCGAACUACAUAUUUCUGGCUGCUGGAAAGGUUGGCUCAAGCACGGAUCUCAUUGUUCAAAGAGUUGAAUUUGUCUGUGAUGUCGACAAACGAUACCGUUUGAUGAAUCUUCUUCGUUCCGGGAUGACGGAUAACAGCCCUUCUAAGGAUUCGUUGACACUGGUGUUUGUGGAGACAAAGAGAGCAGCAGAUGCAUUGGAACGCUGGUUGUCCAGGAAAGGUUUCCCCUCUACAGCCAUUCAUGGUGACAAAAUACAAAUGGAGAGAGAGAGAGCACUGAGAUUAUUCAGAAGUGGUUGCACUCCAAUUCUGGUUGCAACGGACGUAGCUGCACGGGGACUGGACAUUCCUCAUGUUGCACAUGUGAUAAAUUUUGACUUACCAAGAGCUGUAGAUGACUAUGUUCACAGGAUUGGACGGACCGGCCGUGCUGGCAAGUCAGGGUUGGCAACAGCAUUUUUCAGCGAGAAGAAUGCACCUCUUGCAAAACCACUGGUUGAAUUGAUGCAGGAAACGAAUCAAGAAAUACCCGAGUGGCUUAACAAAUAUGCCAAGGCUGCUUACACCGGUGGUGGUAGUGGCCGAUCAUCAGGCCAUGGGUGCAGUAAAUUUGGUGGCUAUGACUAUAGAAGUGGAGUAGACUGCAAGAAUAGCGACGACUACUGGACCCAACAUGUGGAUAAGGCUUUAUCACCAUAUGUUGUCACUUCUUCCUCCAGUAUUUCUGCAUACAACGAUCGUUACACUUCCACAUCUGACCCCUUCGCGUACAGUUUACCUUAUGCUCCAGAUAUUUCUGCCCCCACUGCCAGUUCAUUUGAUCUGGGCCCAUACAACCAUGUAUAUGAUGGUAGUACUGUUGCCACCGGCUGGGAGUAAACCCUCUUCACAUGUUUACUUCAUGGAUAGUCUCAGAGUAGCAAGAUUGGUACAGCAUAGUUUACUGGCUUGCUAUUCGAAUGACUAAAGAAAUGCGGUAGUAACUGAUUACAGCAACACAAAAAGCUGCUGUUCUUUUUGCUUGCUGAUGAGUAGUUGAAUCAGCUACCUCGACGUAAUGUGGAUGGCAACUGGUUUUAGGCUAUGUUUUGAGGGGCAAUGCCUAGUUUACUGCACUCCCUUUUGAUGCUUUUCCUGAUCACUGUAAUGCGAUGCCGCUUAUGCUAAAUGAAACUCUUAUUUCUUCUGAACUUCGUGCCUUUGCUUUUUUACUGUUUUUUUCUUUUCUAUUUGGUGGUGGGAGCUUGUGAUAAACUACAUAGAUAUUAGUUUUAAUUACAAUCAUUACU